AAAAAACUCUCAACCGUUGAUUCACAGACAAAUUUCUCAUCAUCUCUCUCGUCUCGUCUCCUCUCCUCAGCUCGCCGGAUCUCCGUUGUCUUCUUCCUCUGGGCUCCGUUUACCUCAAUCCCCUGUUUUAUUUUGAAGACUCCGUGGCAUAUACGCGACUCUUUGAGUCCCUAGUCAAAGCGAUCGCCAACUAUUCCCCUCUUAUCUAAUGUCUUUCUUUAGGGUUUCCUACACAAUAUGAGCUAAAUACGAUUUGAUUUCACCCAAAGUCCUCCCCUCUGUUUUUUGCUCGCCCUUGCUGGGUUUUCUUUUCCGGCCUAUAUGGAAACGCCCGGAUCCAAUCAUGACGCCUUCAGGGGUUCUCCUCGUAGAAACUCCAUCCUCUCUGCUUCUAACAUCAUCCAAGCCCCCAUAUCAACCUUGUUAGAGUAUUCAGGUCUCUUUCGAACAAGGCCAAGUCCUAGUCCUGAGGCUGAAACCUUGGUUAGUGAUGAUUCUGCUGCUAUCUCCAAUGGGGAGGUUGCCAUUAGGAUCAUUGGAAACGGCGAGCAGGAUGCUGACAACGCUCUCAGGGAUUCUGGUAGCCAUGUACAGGCUGAAGUUUUGGGCUCUGCUACUCAGGUUGAUCCCAUGGCUGCUGCAGAAGCUGCUCCAGCUGAAUCUCUUCCUGGAGAUGCCGCAAGCCGGGAUUCACCUUACCAAAGAUAUGAUAUUCAGCAAGCUGCACGCUGGAUUGAGCAAAUUCUUCCCUUUUCUUUGCUUCUGUUGGUUGUUUUUAUCCGCCAGCAUUUGCAGGGGUUCUUUGUUGCAAUUUGGAUUGCUGCUGUCAUGUUCAAGUCAAAUGAUAUUCUCAAGAAGCAAACAGCGUUGAAGGGUGAGAGGCAUAUUUCGGCAUUAAUUGGCAUCUCUAUAGCGUUUACGGCCCAUGUUGUUGGUGUUUAUUGGUGGUUUCGGAAGGAUGACCUCUUGUAUCCCUUAAUCAUGCUGCCUCCAAAGUCCAUACCACCUUUCUGGCAUGCCAUUUUUAUCAUAGUGGUGAAUGAUACACUUGUCCGGCAAGCCUCAAUGAUUUUCAAGUGUUUUCUCUUGAUGUACUACAAGAACAGUAGGGGUCGAAACUAUCGUAAACAGGGCCAAUUGCUAACUUUGGUUGAAUAUUUGAUGCUUCUCUACCGCUCUUUACUGCCUACCCCUGUAUGGUACCGUUUCUUCUUGAACAAGGAUUAUGGAAGCCUCUUCUCCUCUCUUAUGACGGGAUUGUAUCUUACUUUCAAGCUCACUUCGGUUGUUGAGAAGGUUCAAUCCUUCUUUACGGCAUUGAAGGCUUUGUCACGUAAAGAGGUGCACUACGGAUCAUAUGCAACUACAGAGCAGGUAAAUGCGGCAGGCGACCUGUGUGCCAUCUGCCAGGAAAAGAUGCACACCCCAAUUCUUCUUCGCUGCAAACACAUGUUUUGCGAAGAUUGCGUUUCAGAGUGGUUUGAGAGAGAGAGGACGUGUCCUUUGUGCAGGGCCUUGGUCAAACCAGCAGAUCUUAAAUCCUUCGGUGAUGGAUCCACCAGCCUCUUCUUCCAGAUUUUCUGAUUAGAACACAUACACGACUACACAGUAAAAAGAAAAAGACCCUCAAGACUCACAUGCUCACUCGAUAGAUUUCUUAGAGAGUAUUUCUAUACAAUGCCAUUCAAGCUGUGAACGAAAGAUAAAGACACCACUGAUGCCUUGAGAUGUUUAUACAAUGUCAUUUGUUAAUAUGAAAUCACCUUUAUA
This is a messenger RNA of Capsella rubella, 1770 nucleotides long. Its product is annotated as RING finger and transmembrane domain-containing protein 2. The transcript has 9 exons. Gene Ontology annotation, molecular function: ubiquitin protein ligase activity. Bases 322 to 1584 code for a protein of 420 amino acids. Gene Ontology annotation, biological process: positive regulation of ERAD pathway. NCBI's taxonomy places the organism in Eukaryota, Viridiplantae, Streptophyta, Magnoliopsida, Brassicales, Brassicaceae. The record is from RefSeq and is a predicted model, not a curated record.